AUGAUUCCUUAUCCCCUGAGCAUCCGACCGGGUUGUGGUGAUCCCGUGUAUUUUCAUUUCAAACAUCGCCUCCACAGGCCAGACAACUGCGAUCCUAGAAACCGAGGCGAAGACCAGGAGCUGAACCAGCUGCCAUUUAGGGUAAUCAAGGGGUGCCAUGCAAACGUGGGAAACUUUAGUUCUGACGAUUCAUCCAGCGGUUCCCGGGUAAUAGAGAUGGGUUGGGAUCCACCCCUUGAACCAACCUGUGCUACAUCUGCAGACUGUAGGGGUUGGCCACAUUCAACUUGCAAUCCAGCAAAAGAUGGAAAGAAAAGAUGCCGUUGCAAUGCAUACUUUCGAUGGAAUGGCUUUAACUUGAAUUGUACUCAAGGCGGUCUUCAAGUAGAGCCAUCUAAACCGCCACUAGAAGAGCAUUCAAGAAGACAAAUACCAUUGUCUCUUAUAGUUGUGGCAGUGCUUGUUAGCAUCAUUUUUGUGGCAUGCAUCAUUUCCAUUUAUAUAUGGAGAAGAAAGAUGACCAGUAAACGAGAUCAAAUAAGUCGAGGACGGUUUGAUAGUGAAAGACGACUCAAAGAGUUGAUAGAGACAAGUGACUUCACGGAAGAAGAAGGUAUAGAUGUCCCCCUUUUCGAUUUGCAAAUCAUACUAGAUGCUACGGAUAAUUUCUCAGAUGCAAACAAGCUUGGACAAGGGGGCUAUGGGCCUGUUUAUAAGGGCAAGUUCCUUGGAGGUCAAGAAAUUGCAAUAAAGAGGCUAUCAAGGGUUUCAGGACAGGGUUUACAGGAAUUUAAGAAUGAGGUGGUGCUGAUUGCCAAACUUCAACAUCGAAACCUUGUUAGACUUAAGGGAUAUUGCAUGAAAGGAGAAGAAAAGAUUUUACUCUAUGAGUACAUGCCUAACAAAAGCUUAGACUCCUUUAUAUUUGAUCGUACUAAAAAAAUGUUUCUCAAUUGGGAGAUGCGCUUUAACAUCAUUUUGGGAAUCGCUCGAGGACUUCUUUAUCUUCAUCAAGAUUCCAGAUUGAGGAUCAUUCACAGAGAUUUGAAAACUAGCAAUAUUCUCUUAGACGAGGAGAUGAAUCCCAAAAUAUCUGACUUCGGCUUGGCCAGGAUUGUUGGAGGCAAAGAAACUGAGUCAAGUACAAACACAGUAGUUGGAACUUAUGGCUACAUGUCUCCAGAGUAUGCAUUAGAUGGAACUUUCUCAGUGAAAUCAGAUGUGUAUAGCUUCGGUGUGGUUCUUCUUGAGAUAAUCAGUGGAAAAAAGAACACAGGAUUUUAUCAAACCAAACAAACUUUCAGCCUCAUAAAUUAUGCAUGGAGACUGUGGACAGAAAACAAGGCCUCGGAACUAAUGGACAGGACUUUGGAUGAAAGUUGCAACAAAAGUCAAUUCAUGAAGUGUGUCAAUGUUGGGCUCUUAUGCGUACAAGAAGACCCUGUUGAUCGUCCCACCAUGUCAAAUGUUCUUACCAUGCUUGACAGUGAAAUUGCAAUCUCUCCAACUCCUAAACAACCAGCCUUUCUCUUAAGGAGAGGCAACAACUCCAGCACAGCUUCUUCUUCUACUAAGCCAGAAACAUUUGCCGAAAUAACUACAAGUCUAGAAGAAGGUAGAUAA
Messenger RNA from Prunus armeniaca (apricot), 1623 nucleotides. NCBI's taxonomy places the organism in Eukaryota, Viridiplantae, Streptophyta, Magnoliopsida, Rosales, Rosaceae. The record is from the annotation of a GenBank genome assembly.